GCAGCUUCCGCCCCGCCCCUGCCCGGUCUUUCGGCCUUGGCGGUGGCGGCGGCGCAAAUCCUCGCUGCUUCCGCGACGCAUCCGGACUGCGCUGCGGAGUUCGCCGGGCGGGCAAGGCCAGCUUCCGCCCUUUUCGGUCUUCCCUCGCUCCAAGGCAGGGGUGUGGCUUCCUGGCCACUCCCCCGUGGCUCCACCUCUGUGCCCCUGAUUUCCCCAGCUGUCCCAGCCAGUCGAGGUUGGCUCCCUGGCAAGAGCAUCCCCUGAGGUGGUGGGCUCAACCUGGGUCAACCUUCCAUUGUCAGAGGGAGCUAGGGGGGCGAGAGACUCGGAGACAGCAUUGCAGAGAAUCGGCCGUUCCCGAUGGUGUGGUGGCUCGAUUCUCCCAGUGCCUGGCUGAGUUUCGGACGUGGUUAAGAACCAACUGGUUGAGGUUCAAUGCAGACAAGACGGAUGUGAUGCUGAAAAUGUGCAUCAGAUGUUUAUGUUUAAUUGGUUUACAGACUGUCUCUGGAUUCUUUUCCUGUCAAAUUACAAGCCAUCUGUUGAGUCUUCAAGUCCAGAAAUGGAUGAAAUGUUUGACUGCCCAUGAAAGUACAGGAGGCUCAGCAACAUCAGAGGACCAUGAGUUUGAUCCAUCAGCUGACAUGCUGGUUCAUGAUUUUGAUGAUGAGCGAACAUUAGAAGAAGAAGAAAUGAUGGAAGGAGAGACAAACUUCAGUUCUGAAAUAGAGGAUCUUGCGAGGGAAGGUGACAUGCCAAUCCACGAGCUUCUCAGCCUCUAUGGGUAUGACGGCACUGUUCGGUUACCUGAAGAAGAUGAAGAGGAGGAAGAGGAGGAGGAAGAGGGUGAAGAUGAUGAAGAUGCUGAUAAUGAUGACAAUAGCGGCUGUAGUGGGGAAAAUAAAGAAGAGAAUACAAAGGAUUCAUCAGGUCAGGAGGAUGAAACUCAGUCUUCCAAUGAUGAUCCUUCACAGUCUGUUACUUCCCAAGAUGCUCAGGAAAUAAUCCGCCCACGUCGAUGUAAAUAUUUUGAUACAAAUAGUGAAAUAGAAGAAGAAUCUGAAGAAGAUGAAGAUUAUAUUCCGUCAGAAGACUGGAAAAAGGAAAUCAUGGUGGGCUCCAUGUUUCAAGCUGAGAUUCCAGUUGGCAUUUGUAGAUACAAGGAAAAUGAAAAAGUAUAUGAAAAUGAUGAUCAGCUUCUGUGGGACCCAGAAUAUUUACCAGAAGAUAAAGUAAUUAUAUUUCUUAAGGAUGCAUCUAGAAGAACAGGUGAUGAGAAAGGUGUAGAAGCAAUUCCUGAAGGAUCUCACAUAAAAGACAAUGAGCAGGCUUUAUAUGAAUUGGUAAAAUGCAAUUUUGAUACAGAAGAAGCCUUGAGAAGAUUGAGAUUUAAUGUCAAAGCAGCACGCGAGGAAUUAUCUGUGUGGACAGAGGAAGAAUGUAGAAAUUUUGAACAAGGGCUGAAGGCCUAUGGAAAAGAUUUUCAUCUGAUUCAGGCUAAUAAAGUCCGAACAAGAUCAGUUGGUGAAUGUGUAGCAUUCUAUUACAUGUGGAAAAAGUCUGAGCGCUAUGAUUUCUUUGCUCAGCAAACAAGGUUUGGAAAAAAGAAAUAUAAUCUUCAUCCCGGUGUAACGGAUUACAUGGACCGUCUUUUGGACGAAAGUGAAAGUGCUGCUUCUAGCCGAGCACCAUCCCCUCCCCCUGCUGCCUCACAUAGCAGUAACAGCCAGUCGGAGAAAGAAGAUGGCGCUGUCAGCAGUAGCGAUCAAAACGGUAUGUCAUCUAAUGGGCCAGGUGAAAUACUAAACAAAGAAGAAGUGAAAGUGGAAGGCUUGCAUGUUAAUGGACCAACAGGUGGAAAUAAAAAACCACUUCAUACAGAUAUGGACACUAAUGGUUAUGAAGCAGAUAGCCUGAGCACUGACCCAAAACUUGCCCAUAUGACUGCAAGAAAUGAAAAUGAUUUUGAUGAAAAAAAUGAGAGACCUGCCAAAAGGCGAAGGAUAAACAGCAAUGGGAAGGAAAGUCCGGGUUCGUCUGAAUUUUUCCAAGAAGCAGUCUCACAUGGAAAAUUUGAGGAACAUGAAAACACAAAUGACUAAGUCUUAGGCCUAUUUUACUUUCUUUGCAGUAAAUUUUGGUAUGACUACAAUUUUCAGGGUUGGUGGGUAACCUUUAGAAAGCUGAUUUCCUUGAAGCAGUUGCUUAAAUCUUGAAAUUUGAAUUGAGUCCUAACUUUAAGAAAUGGGAUUCAUAAUUCCACCAUUUGCAAGUUCUUUUACUUCAAAUUGUUGAAGACCUCUUUAAAGUUAUAAAAACAUUGAUUAAUCUGAAUGUGACCCAAAGACUUUUCGAUACUUUCUCAUUUGGGAUACUAAUCAUAAAUUUGACUGAAAGUAAUUUUUCCUUUUUAUGAGAAAGUGUAGGGGAAAGAAAAAAAGUUUGUGUUUCUGCUCAACACCAAUUUUUUUAUUAUCUGGAAAUGUCUUUCUAAUAGACAUUUUUUCUUUCUAUACAAAUUGAACAUUGUCACUGAGGAAGCCCUCGUGAAUCCUGAAGGUUAUGCUAGCAUGAUUUUUAUAUGUAGAAGUUUUAAAAUAAACCAAGUCAGGUUUGUAUUUGUAAAAUUGUUGACAUCAAUGAUGUCUUUCCAUAUUCUUAUCUGGGCUUAAGAAAUACAUUCUGUAUUUUUCCAGAUUCUCUGUAGCCUUUGAAAGAUUUUUACAGUACAUAUGUCUUGACUGAGCUGUUCUUUCUUAAUACAAAAAGCUUGUAUAAUUUUCUUAACUUGUACAGUUGUUAAACUUUUAUGAGAGGAACUGAUAUUCUGAGUCUGUCAGCUUUCAUUUUAUUUUGCUAAGAUUUUUCUAAGGAAUUUUUAAGUGUGUGUAGUUAACAAAGUCAUGUUUCUUAUCCAGGUGGUAAAAGCAUUCAUAAAGAAUUAUGAACAUUUUUUUUUCAAACUUCUACUUAUGGACAAAUAAUUUGGGACUUCCGAAUUUCAGCAUGAUACUCAGAUUGCAAGCUUGCAAUAGUAAAAGUUUGCAUUUACUAUCAUUUUCAAAAUUAUUUUUGAAGCAAAACAAAGACUUACUGUCAGCUUAAGUAUGUAAAUGGAUCGUGCUGAAUAGAAUCCUAUUUGGUUACUCUCAUAUGCACUAUACGAUUUCCCAUUGUAUUCAUUAAGUCAGUGGAAAGGAAAGACCAGGUGAUGUUGAGAUACUGCCAUAUCCAAGGAGUAACUGCUGACAGGUAGCAAUAUUGAUUUUUAUGAGAAAAUAAUGGUUUUAAGAAUUUUCAGACAUUUCCAAUUAUAAUCCAUUUUGUCAGAUUUGAUACAGUUUUUCCAAAAUGAAACACAAUAGAAUCACUGUUCUGUGUGAUUUUUUUUUAAAGGGUUAUCUGUGCACUAGCCUUGUAAGGAUGGGGUGCCAUUUUAUUUUUAGUGCAAAAUUCUUACAAAAUGUAGUUUUAUACAACUGAUAGGCCAAUCUAUCUCCAGACUUUUUUUUAGUAAAUGAUUAUUAACUAUCUUUUCUCACACAGGCACAUCCCCAAAUGCUGCUUUCAGUUUGUUCUCAGCCAUCAGUUCAAGAGCCAAUGCUUUUAUAGACAGAUCUGUGGUCCUUUUAUUGGCUCAGUUGUCUGAUGCAGGUUGGGUAAAAGUUUGCACUGAGAAUGAUUGUCCAGGCCUCGUCCCUCAGAGUAUUCUUAUGUUUGUCCAGACUGCUUCCCCUAACCAAUGGGAAUAACUUUUUCUUUUCCCCAGUCAGUAUUGGAAGCCACUUUGACAACACAUCAUAUAAUAUGCAUUUACUGUUUUUGUAGAAAUAAUCCCAGUAAGUAAAUUUCAAAUGGAAGUGCUAAGAAGCAAGAGGGUUUUUGUUUGUUUGUUUGUUUUAUUGAAAACAGUAAUUUAUCCAGAAUGGCAGUAGGUCAAGUAGCUUUAGCAGAUGGUCACAGUUUCUGUCUCCCUGCCCACCCCCAUUCUACCCUCACACAUUCUUUCUCUCUCUCCUGUCCUUUCCUUUUCUUUUCUCUCUUUCUUUUUUUUUUUUUUUUUCUUAAGACAGAGUCUCACUGUGUAGCCCAGGCUGGCCUGGAACUUAACGAUCCUCCUACCUCAGCCCCCUGAUGCUGAGACUGGAGAUGUUUUCCACCAUACCCAGUUACAAUCUGUUUUCUAAAGCAGAUCUUAUUAAAUGCUUCCAUACCAUCCUAGCUCUUUGUCACAGAUGGUCUUUAAGAAUGUCUUAAAAGGACGGUGUUGUGCUUUUUAAUCAUUGCAAUAUUGGAAGGGUCCUAUCCACCUUUCUUGGCCCUUCCAGAUAGGGUUUCUCUGUGUAACAGCCCUGGUUGUCUGGACACACGUUAGAGAUCAGGCUGGCCUCGAACUCAACAGAGAUCCACCUGCCUUGUGUCCAUCUUUUUAAGGAUCCAUCUGGUGAGCAAGUUUGUGGAGUUAUUGAAACUAUUGUUAUAGGAAUAUUUAAAGAAAUUCUCAGGCAUGUUGGCAAAUGUGCCAGAUAUAUAAAUGUUAGUAAAUCUUACUUCUCUUUUUAAAGUAUGCAUAAUGAAACAUUCCACUAA
Molecule: messenger RNA, 4590 nt
Organism: Meriones unguiculatus (Mongolian gerbil)
Lineage: Eukaryota; Metazoa; Chordata; Mammalia; Rodentia; Muridae
Gene: Mier1
Product: MIER1 transcriptional regulator
Exons: 16
Coding region: 456-2102 (548 amino acids)
Biological process (GO): negative regulation of transcription by RNA polymerase II
Cellular component (GO): nucleoplasm
Molecular function (GO): histone deacetylase binding; transcription corepressor activity
Source: RefSeq, a predicted model, not a curated record